Molecule: messenger RNA, 2009 nt
Organism: Coturnix japonica (Japanese quail)
Lineage: Eukaryota; Metazoa; Chordata; Aves; Galliformes; Phasianidae
Gene: TCEA1
Product: transcription elongation factor A1
Biological process (GO): DNA-templated transcription; transcription elongation by RNA polymerase II; positive regulation of transcription by RNA polymerase II
Cellular component (GO): nucleus
Molecular function (GO): zinc ion binding; nucleic acid binding
Source: RefSeq, a predicted model, not a curated record
UCCCGGCCUACCGCCGUCCCGUCCUCCCGCCCGGCUCUGGGGGUGCCGCUGCCACGCCGGGCCUGGCAGCCAUGACGACGGAGGAGGAGAUCGUGCGGAUCGCCAAGCGGCUGGACAAGAUGGUGGCGAAAAAGAACGCGGCUGGAGCUCUUGAUUUAUUAAAGGAGCUUAAGAAUAUCCCUAUGACCCUUGAGUUAUUACAGACUACCAGAAUUGGAAUGUCAGUGAACGCAAUUCGCAAGCAAAGCACAGAUGAAGAAGUUACAUCUUUAGCAAAAUCUUUGAUCAAAUCUUGGAAGAAACUGUUAGAUGGACCUUCAACUGAUAAAGAUUCUGAAGAAAAGAAAAAGGAGCCUGCAUCUUCCUCACAAAACAGCCCUGAAGCAAGAGAGGAAAGCAGUUCAAGUAGCAAUUCCAGCAGCAGGAAGGAGGAGGGUAGUGCUCCCUCAAAUUCUUUCAUCCCUUCCUUUCCUCGGGCUCCAAGCACUUCGGAUUCUGUACGAGUGAAAUGUAGAGAAAUGCUCUCUGCAGCUCUCAGAACAGGAGAUGAUUACAUUGCUAUUGGUGCUGAUGAGGAAGAGUUGGGUUCUCAGAUUGAAGAAGCUAUUUUUCAAGAAUUAAAAAACACUGAUAUGAAAUACAAAAAUAGGGUACGGAGUAGGAUAGCGAAUCUCAAGGAUGCAAAGAAUCCAAACCUAAGGAAAAACGUGUUAUGUGGGAACAUACCUCCUGACAAAUUUGCCAAAAUGACAGCGGAGGAAAUGGCAAGUGAUGAGUUGAAAGAAAUGCGCAAAAAUCUGACCAAAGAGGCUAUCAGAGAGCACCAGAUGGCCAAAACAGGAGGUACCCAAACUGAUCUGUUUACAUGUGGCAAGUGCAAAAAGAAGAACUGUACAUAUACCCAGGUUCAAACCCGCAGUGCUGAUGAACCUAUGACAACAUUUGUUGUUUGUAAUGAAUGUGGAAACAGAUGGAAGUUCUGUUAGAAGAAGAAAUUGUCAAGACAUCUGGACCAGUAUGAAAGAGGAUUUAGUAAUUAGCUUUAAAAACUAGGCUAAGCAGUGCUAGCUUCCUGCAAACAAGAGGUUAUUUUGUUUUCUUUUUUCCUUUUCUUCCUUUUCUUUUUUUAAAGCAGCAUACAUGCCUGAAGUUAGCCUUCAUUUUGACACAGCCGUCAUUUCCUUAAAUGCCUUCCUAUAGCUGAUAGUCGGUAGGGCCAGGUUGCUCAAUUGUAUGGUGAAUGUUAAAGUAUUUUUUCAUUUUUGUAAGUAAGUUGAAAUUAAACUUUUACCAAUGAAAUAUUUUGAUAAUUUGCUUUGUUUGUUUUUUUUUGUUUUUGUUUUUUUUUCCUAACUAUGUGGAUUGUCUACUGUUAUUUUUUUAAAGUCUGAAAUAUGCAUUCCCAUAACGUAUUUUAUUAUUAUCUUAUUAUCAUACAUAGGAAAAAAAAAGAAAGUGGCUUAUAUGGUGGAAGGAAAAAUGCUUAGAACAAAGAAGCUGAGUUACGUAUCUAAACACAUUUUAGGCACAAAAUACCUCAGCAUUUCAAGGUUUCCUGCAUAACUUUGCAUAAAAACCAUUUUAAAUUCAACUUACUUGAUAGUAUGACUGUAAUUCAGAAAGUAUCCCUUUUUCUAUCAGAACAAUAGAUGUAUUUGAUACAUUUUUUUGCCUAUGUGUGAGUUCUUUGGCAGAAUUGCUUCUUAGAAAUUAUUUACAGGUUCAUAAUUGAUUUUUCAUUUAAUUUGCUUUAGACAGCAGCAAACUAAUAACAGAUGUUUGCUGUCGAGGAGAAUGCUGUGUUUGAGUACAUUUCAAGAGGAAUGAGGCAAAAAAAAUAUGUUAAAAAUAAUUGCAAAUUGGGUGACAAGUAGACCUAAAUUUGCACUGCUGUUCAAAACACAUACAGAACAGUCAGUGUUGGCUUAUGCAACCUCCUUAACACUAUUUGUUCUUUAAUCUUUCUGCCUGUCACAUGUAAGAAAGCCAUUAAAAAAGCUAGAACUGUG